Messenger RNA from Podospora pseudocomata, 345 nucleotides. RefSeq lists its product as uncharacterized. The record is from RefSeq and is a predicted model, not a curated record. The coding region runs from base 1 to 345 and encodes 114 amino acids. Lineage: Eukaryota; Fungi; Ascomycota; Sordariomycetes; Sordariales; Podosporaceae. The transcript is spliced from 2 exons.
AUGAACCCGCAAACCGCACCAACCACCAGCCUCCCAAGCCUUGCUGCGGUUGCAUUUGGAGGUCUUCGGUAUAUUGUUAUCCCAUCACACACAAUCUGGUACCCGGCUCUUGGCGGGCUCUUGCUGGGUCUGGGGAAAAGGACUAACAUCACACCCGGUACUCUCGGUGGUUUUGCGCCGAUCUCUUAUCCGCAUUCCGGGAGUUUGGGCAAUCCUCCCGUCGUCUCCAUCCUGCAGGCUGCUAGUGGCAAUCCCGGGACCAUGAUGCCGAGUCUCCAUGUCCACGAGCCCGCCAACGUGGUGGGUCGGAAUAGAACUCGGCUCCUUUGCUACUCGGUUCCCUGA